GUCCACCAGAAACUUCAGUUUCUCUUCCAACCUUUCUUCUACUCUUCUACUUUUGAAAAUCAUCUUUAAUUUUCUUCUAAUAUUUAUUGAUAUUUUUUGAACAUGAUCAAAUUAAUAUUUACUUUGAUACCAUUUUUAGUGGUAACUCGAGCUGAUCCUGGGUAUUACGGAGCUCACGGUUUUGGUCCACUUCUUGGUCAUGCUCUUCCUGCGCCAGUUUUACCAGCUCCAACUAUCAUUAAAACGCCAGUUAUUGCGCCAGCUCCAGUUAUAGCACCUGCUCCAGUAUUAGCUCCAGCUCCUAUUUAUAAAGCUGUGGCACCAGCUAGUAGUUACGCAACAGUUACCCAAGUGCAUGUUACACAUCCUGCAGUUGUCAAGGCUGUUAUAGCUCCUCAACCAAUUGUAAAAUCGAUUGCUUAUCCAGCUCAUUUCCCUGCAUUUGGACAUGGAUUUCAUUAAAAUUGGUCUUUUUUGAUAAGUGUUGUUAUUAUCGAUUGUAUAUAAAUAUUAAAUUUAUUUUAUUUUUUUUAGAUUAAUAAAUGUGCAGUGUAUUAAAAAAGUAAAAA
This is a messenger RNA of Onthophagus taurus, 569 nucleotides long. Its product is annotated as neuropeptide-like 3. The record is from RefSeq and is a predicted model, not a curated record. NCBI's taxonomy places the organism in Eukaryota, Metazoa, Arthropoda, Insecta, Coleoptera, Scarabaeidae.